GGGCGGCAUAUAUUUUUUUUUUCUCAUUAAAGGUAUUUGACUCGUUGGAUGUGUGCCCAGUCGCCGAAUGAUUGACGGUUUUGAGCGUUGCCAACAAUGGGAAUCUAGUGAGACAUGUUUCGGUGGUCAUCGACUUCAACUUUGUUUAAAGGUAUGCGUGGAUAUACUGCAGAUGUCAAAGCUGGGUGUACAAAGAAAAUCAUUGGGAUUGCAUAUAGAAGCCAGUCUUUUCCACCAUUUCCUACAGAAGACUUCAUUGGCCUGCAUUUGAAGAGUACCCUCCGAAGCUCUGGUUUGAGGAUAUCAUGACAUUCGGCCCCCAUUGAAAAUGUGUGAAUGGCCAGAGUAGAAACUCAAGACCAUAUACGGAGUACACAGGAAGUAGUACUGACGCUCAACCAAAGGAGCAACUCCCUCCCCGACGCCUACAAGCAAAAAAUAAACGCUCUUUAUCCCCCAGCGUUCUAUUCAUACAUGCUCACCAAACACGCUCAAACCGUUAUCAGACACACAGGUCCCGUCGCCAAGAUGGCAACUCCCCGUACCAUCGCGACAAGCCCCCGGCAGACAUCUCUAAAAGCGGCAUCAGACCCGGUAAAACGCUUGGGAAGAAACCGGAAGGGGGUCUCUUCGCCUUCUUCCGUCCCGCGGGAACGAGAGCUGCUUCUCUGGCCCCCGGGGUUUUGGAGGUUUCCACAGCGUUGGAAAAGGCCACGCCGCCAUUGGCCAAUUGGAGCAGACCCGCGGAGAUACGUACCGCCUCGCGGCAGGGGGUUUCGGCUUCAGCAACCAGUCACCGUCCCGUCACUCCCCUCCGAGGGACCCGUACUCCAGUGUAUCCGUACAUAUAUCGUAGUAGCUAGCUAGCUAGCUAGCUAGC
Messenger RNA from Colletotrichum navitas, 880 nucleotides. RefSeq lists its product as uncharacterized. The record is from RefSeq and is a predicted model, not a curated record. The transcript has a single exon. NCBI's taxonomy places the organism in Eukaryota, Fungi, Ascomycota, Sordariomycetes, Glomerellales, Glomerellaceae. The coding region runs from base 337 to 867 and encodes 176 amino acids.